GCGUCACUGUUGUUGAUCUCCAACAGUCCACACUGAAACUACUACUCUGAUCCCAGUGGAUCCCAGUGUUUUUUAAAUGGACACGGGCGGAUUUUCUUCUGAAAAACAUUUUUUUUCGCACUUCAUGUUAAUGUUCCCGGAUUCAUAAAAGUGCUGCAACUCUGUGGGCCAAUAUUGUCGCAGCAUUGUCGACAGUUUGGUUGUGGAUACAUCUUCUUUUUCUUUUCUUUUUUUUUGAUAACAUGCUGUCAUUGCCUACACCAGAAGAACUUCCACUGACAAUCACAUCAGGGCAAUCACGUCCGGAAACAUGGAAACUGCCUUUUGAGCACUGCCAAACAAGACUGCCAAGCUGUGAAAUGUAAGCAAGUAACUGCAACGUAAAGAAAAAAAACUUUGAUUUCGUGAGCAGAUUUAUGAUACUUGGAAAGAGGUGCGGAUUCUUCCGUUUUGUUAACUUUGACCUGAAAAACACAACCUUGGCUUAUGAUAAUGGACGUCAACCUGAGCACUUCAGCGUCCUAUGUGAUCAACAGAACCGAACCGUACCACCCAGCGGCGGGACCCUGGAGCCUCAUCGUCCUGGUCAUCAUCAUACUGACUAUAGUGGUGGGGAACCUGCUGGUCAUCAUCGCCGUGGCUCGCACUUCACAGCUACAGACGACGACAAACAUUUUCAUCAUGUCCCUGGCGUGCGCCGACCUCAUCAUGGGGGUCCUCGUGGUGCCUCUUGGGGCCACCAUUGUUGUGACGGGCAACUGGCAGCUCAGUGACACCUUCUGCAACUUCUGGACGUCUGUGGACGUCCUGUGCGUGACGGCGAGCAUCGAGACGCUCUGCGUCAUAGCGGUGGAUCGGUACAUAGCCAUUACGAGGCCGCUCCGGCACAAGGUUCUUCUCAACAAGUGGCGCGCCAGGGUAAUAGUUUGUUUAGUGUGGGUUUUGUCCGCUUUAAUUUCCUUUGUACCAAUUAUGAAUGGGGAUUGGCGCGUCAAGGACGACGAAGACGACAUAGUGGCGAAAAAGUGCUACGAUACCCCGACGUGCUGUGACUUUGUGACCACCAGGGUCUUUGCUAUUAUCUCUUCCAUAGUGUCCUUUUACAUUCCACUGCUCAUAAUGAUAUUUGUGUAUGCCAAAGUCUUUCUAAUAGCCACACGGCAGGUCCAGCUCAUAGACAAGAAUCGCAUGCGUUUCCAGAACGAUUGUCCAACGGCGCAGGUGCAAGUCGUCCCCCACGUCAACAAUGUCCUGCAAACGGCGUGCGCAGGCUCCAGCGGCUGCAGCAGCAGCGCGGCGCGCAGAAAGAGUGCCAAGCGGAGGCCGUCGCGGCUGAUGCUCGUCAAAGAGCACAAGGCCCUCAAGACUUUGGGGAUCAUCAUGGGGACCUUCACCGUGUGCUGGCUGCCGUUUUUCGUCGCCAACAUCAUCAACGCAUUUGAAAGAGACAUUCCCUCCGAGAGGAUCUUCCGACUGUUAAACUGGCUGGGUUACAUCAACUCCGGCCUCAAUCCUAUCAUCUACUGCAGGAGUCCAGAGUUUCGAACCGCGUUCAAGAACCUGCUGGGCUGUCCGUGGCUGUCAACCAUGUGGGUCAAUAAUUUCUACAAAGAGCUGCGGACUCGCUGCUCCUGCUUUCUGUGGCAGGCUGAGUCAGGCACGGCCGGCUCUUUCCAAAAGUCUCCAACCUGUAAGACUGAGGGCAGCGGGAGUCUGGCCAGUACUCUUGGAAGCAGCAAAAGUGACGGCAGCAUACAGUUCAGUGACUUAACAGAGCCAGAAUCCAAUUUCUUCACAUUACAGGAAAAGCACGGAUGAACUGUAGAAAAGUCAAGCUACUGCAGCAAACUAUGCUCCCCAGCCGUUAGUGUGAUCCCCGCGGAGGCUGAGACCAAACUGCAGGGAAGGCAGGCUGAAGAAAAGCACAGCCGGCGGCCCUGAUGAACCUUGCUGAA
Perca flavescens (yellow perch) is the source of this 1955-nucleotide messenger RNA. It is a transcript of the gene adrb3a, whose product is annotated as adrenoceptor beta 3a. The transcript has 2 exons. Gene Ontology annotation, biological process: adenylate cyclase-activating adrenergic receptor signaling pathway; positive regulation of heart contraction; positive regulation of MAPK cascade. Gene Ontology annotation, molecular function: beta3-adrenergic receptor activity; epinephrine binding; beta1-adrenergic receptor activity. Lineage: Eukaryota; Metazoa; Chordata; Actinopteri; Perciformes; Percidae. The coding region runs from base 487 to 1818 and encodes 443 amino acids. Gene Ontology annotation, cellular component: plasma membrane. The record is from RefSeq and is a predicted model, not a curated record.